Messenger RNA from Leptinotarsa decemlineata (Colorado potato beetle), 6291 nucleotides. RefSeq names its product sprouty signaling antagonist. Gene Ontology annotation, biological process: multicellular organism development; animal organ development; negative regulation of Ras protein signal transduction. Gene Ontology annotation, cellular component: membrane; cytosol. NCBI's taxonomy places the organism in Eukaryota, Metazoa, Arthropoda, Insecta, Coleoptera, Chrysomelidae. The record is from RefSeq and is a predicted model, not a curated record.
AUCCCACAGAAACUUCAACGAAUCGUGGAAAACAAGUUCUUAUCGCAAGAAUUUUGUCGAUUUUUCGUAUUGUGCAACUCGAAUUGCUUGUGCCAGAAAACAAAGUGGGGGCGACUGAACGUUUUCGUGAACAUUGUGGGCCCUGUUUCGGUCAGAAAAUUCAGGAAAACCGCCUAUCAAAGGAUUUAUCACCCGGCUGACAUGGCUGCCAAAGCUAUCUCGAUAGUAAGUGCGCGCAAGAUAGUUUCUGGCUUGAACAACAUUACACCCUAAAGUGGUGCGGAUUCACCACCCUCCCUUGUGCAGUGUAUACCGAAAUCAAUGCAACAGUGUGAGAGAUCCUGCGAUCCGUAGUAUCCUGGUAGCAAAGGAGUGGGAGUGUCUAGGAGUUCAAAAUUCAAAUCUCCUCGAAAAACUGGACUACCGGCCGAAUUCGAAAACGAAAAAAAGAAUAUACCUGAAAUUAUUCCAGGAAUGUGAGGACUCUGGAGACGAUGACGGACCAAGGUGCAGCCUGGUUCGGGCGUUGAUCAUCCGACCACAUGGCCAACCAUGGAGGGCCCGCAUCCCUGCCGCGCGCUCACCGUCCACGGGCGCAAAUCAUGAAUAAUCCGCCGAUCACGGCCCCCCUGGCACCGCUGCGAUCCGCGCCCCCUGUUACGCUAACGAUUCCAAGGCCCGAAAAUGAGCGGGCCACCAACGAGUACGUGGAGACGCCCUUCCGGACGAUCCUGUCGCCACCGCCGACGCCGCCUCCACAGCCGCCUAGAACGCUACAACGACCUACUCGGCUGGCGUUGCCGCCCCCACCUCCUCCCGCCGUCACCACCAAGCAGCCGACGGCGACGACGACUUUCAGCAAGGAGCCCCUUCCCGUCUGUGCCACGAGGCCCUCCAUCAUGUGCCCCGAUUGCGGAAGGUGCAGGUGCGACUCCUGCCAGCAGCCGAGGCCGCUGCCCCAGAAGUGGGUCUGCAACAACUCCUGCCUCGUGUCCGCGGACAGCGUCAUUGACUACUGCUCGUGCUUGUGUUGUGUCAAAGGACUGUUCUACCAUUGCAGCGAAUCGGACGGUGACGAAAGUUGUGCGGACGAUCCAUGCGGUUGCGGCGUGAACCGCAGAGCGGCCAGGUGGAGCUGCCUGGCCGCCCUUUCGUGCAUCCUACCCUGUUUGUGGCUCUACUGGCCUCUGCGAGGCUGCAAGAGGGCGGUGGAGGCGUGCUACGCGCGCCAUUCGAGGACUGGUUGCAGAUGCCGACCCCCCUUACCGACGCCCGAAAAAAGAUUGUUGGACUCUAGUCCUGACUUUUAGUGCGCGAGUGUGCUCGACUGCCCAUGUGUACCUACCACUCUAACUUUAUUACAAUAUUAAUUUAUUUUUUGUAAAUAAGUGUAAUUUCUAACUGUUUAUAACAAUGAUAUUCCGUGCUUUUUUACUGUGUGCCCUAGAUGGAAAGGUUUAAAAACUAGUCCUGACCCAGGCAGUAGGCUUUUUGAAAAAAGAGGUUUUGAUGGAACAUUGAUUGUCAGUAAUUUAUGGCUUUUUUGCUGUUGAAUACGAAUUUGAAGAUUGUCAACAACCAUUUUGAUGCUAAACAUGUUCCACUGUGAGAAAAUUAUCGUGAAGGUUAAUUCUAUAUAUGAAAUUGAAGAGAAUGUAAUUUCGUUUUUGCAUAUCUAACGUGAUUCUCCUAACAACUAUUUAUUGUGGUAGCGCCGUCGAAAGGUUCCAGAAGACUAUUACUCAGACUUGUCCUUUAGGAACAGUUGAAACCAGCAGCCUAGUACCACUGGUUUCAACCAUAUUGUAUUGAGUUGAACGAUCAUCAUUGUGCAGUAAAAUAUGAACAAUUUUCUGUUGAAGAGAAUUCUUGUUCUUGUCCUGGCAGGAAAUAAGUGCAUCUUGGUCAUCUCGACAGGUAUCUAUCUGUCUACCAAUGUCUUUUAAAAGCUUUGGAAAGAUGAAGUUUUUCCAGGUACUUUGUCAUUUUUUCAAGCUGUGACCUUACUACUGAUGGAGCACCUUCGCUUCAUGUAGAUAUUCACUGAAUGGUUGUGCUGCAACAAAUAAUAAACAAAAUUUUUGUCAGCCUUUGCAAAGAUCCCCAGCUCUUACAAAAAUCCUGCUUAAAUUGUGAAAGUCUGAACAUUCUUGCUUAAAAAAGUUUUUUCCAUGUGGUUGAAACAGAAAAAUUGUACCCACGUUGAACAUUUUUUCAGUUAGACACGUGCAGCUUCAACGUAGUUGUUUUACCUCUGAGGUGAUAAAAACGAGAAUGAGGAUCUGGAGGAUCUAGUAUAAUUUUUUCGCAGAUGACCAAGCAGGACUAUCGAAAAAUAUCCAUAAUAAUAAUGAAAGCUAUCGAUCAAAAAGUGUGAUGACACUGAAAGUAUGAAAAAUAUUAAGCUCCUCACAACUAAACUGAAGAUUGGAGAAAAACCUUUAGUUAGAUAAGUUGAUCAAUUUUAUAUAGAAUGAAUUUUCAUGUAAUAUUUAGUUUCACAAGCAAUUAGAGAAACCGUAACAAUGUAAUUGUUUUCGUUUUCUGCAAAAAGAUUUAUUUGUUGUUGAACUUUUUGAUUUCAGACUCGUAUUCAGCAUUCUAAAAUACUAUCAAUCAAUCAAUCAAAACUGUAACUCAAUGUUCUUUCAUUUGAAAUUUUUUGACGUCUAAUACCUAGAUUAACUUGGAGAAACAAAAACUGUUUCCAAUUCUACCUCUUCAUUUACGCUAGUUGAGAUGUUUUGACGGAGUAUAUGAACUAUCAAAAUUUGACUAUAACAUCAGGUGUUUGAGAUGAGUAAAGAUUCAUUAGCGAAUGAGUAAAUGAUCAUGGAACAGACUACGAAGUUGGGAAGAAUAGCUCACAGAUCUAACUUGCAUUUCUUGGGAGCUGUGAUGAAUUUCUAGAAACAUUACUAAUCAAAGUAAUCAAAGUUUGGACUGAACAGAUCUAAAAACUUAUGAAAUUGAUAACACUCAAAAAGUAAUGAAAGUCACCCGAGCAACAUGACCAAAUUAUUAUAUUAUAUGAAUAUUGAGUUGAUUUCUAAAGGCAUUUUUGGAGUUAUUUUGAACUAAGUUGAUUGGAAGAUUCAAACUGAAAACUUAAAUGUUGAUUGAUGCAAGGUGGAUGUUCCUUCCUUAGAAUAAUUUAUGUGAAAAACUCAGAACCAGAUUCAUUGCUAGGUUAUUUUGAAUCAUAGAUUUUGCCAUGAUACCUUCACCAUGUUUCAAUUAAAUAUGAUUAAAGUGACUCAGAAAACUACUGUUCAAAUGAAUAUUACAAAUUUCCGAUAUUUUCAUGAAAACGACAAAAUAAAUCAAAAGCUCACAGUCUAUAUUGGAGCCUUGUUUCAUUUAUUCAACUCAAAACUGUGUGUGAUAGUUAAAUAAUACCACAAAAAUAUUUUUUAGGGGAGAGGGUAGACCACUAUAUUCAUAUAGAACUAUUCAUAUAGAGUAGCUGAAGCUACUUUAUUUGAAAAAUUUGUCUAGAAAAAAAACCAAGAUACUAGUUUUUGUUUCUUCUGAAGGUUAUAGGAUGAAUACGUCAAAAAAAAUCCCAUUGUUUAUGUCUCAUGAUUGAAGUGGAGCCUAUGAAACCGAGAAGUACCAAUUUCCUAGAUUUAAACUUAACCCCAAAAAAUGUAUUUACGAAUUUUUCAAAAAAAAAAGAUACCGAUAUUCUGAGGUUAGUUGAUAAACAAAUUCUGGUGGAAAAUUUUGAUUACAUUUAUCAAACACUACAAUUUAGGGACAUAACUUUGGUACAUUUGGACACGACAACCGAGUUGUGGCUUUUCUGAGCACUUAGGUCCAAGGUAGUGGUGGAAAUGUGGACAGGGAUGGAAGAAAAAAAGUGUGACGGGCACCGGUGACCAGUAUUAUCUAGUCCAGAGCUGUAAGCAGUCACUUUGGUUGGUCUAUUCGGACCUACAAAAAAAGUUUAACCGAUAAAAUCGAACAGAAAUAUUUGAAUUAGGUUUGUUAAUCGCUUAUUUGCAAAGAAUCAUUGCAAUGAACUUGUACUACGUUUUCUAAUCAUUUGCAGAUUUUUUAAUUCUUAAAAUUGAAUUUUCUUGUGUUUUCGUCUUCGACCACGUAACACUGUCUUAGCAGACCGACUUGAAGUGACUAAAAGUAUGAGUGAGACUGAAUGUUUGUUACGCUCAUGUGUGUUGUCUGUUGUCUUUGGAAUUAUUUGUUGAUUUAUUUUUGCAAAUUAUUUAUUUUUUAUUUAUAUACAUACAGGGUAAGAAAGGAUAGAAACAUUGUAAUGAUCAAGGUGGUCGUUUUUAUUUAUUUCAUAACAUUCUAUACUUUCAUCUCGCUCUUUGUUUAACUUUUUGUACAGAUUGAAUUUUCUAUGACAGAACUGGUCGAAGUAUAUUAAAAGAUGGGCUACAGGAAAUGCGACUGAGGAAAAUUCAUUUUUGAAGACUUCUUAUUUCCUGUAUUUUUGAAAGCAUUGGUUUGCCGUACCUAUACAUUUCCCUGUAAUGACACAAAAAUAAUUCCAGAGACCUUUUGGUUAGCAUUUUUCAAAUAAAGAAAUGUUAGUACUCUUUAUCUACGUAUACUACAACUUACAAAACUUACACAUACGAAAUAUCUGUAUCGCAAUUUUAAUACAAAAAUAUAUGCGAUUAGAUGAAUGUAGGAAAGGAUCACUUUGAACUUCGCAACGGUAGCAGCUUGAAGAAUAAUUCCAAAAAUAUAAUUAUUCAGUUUUUCCAAAACUAAAGACUUUCAUAAAACUUUUCGAAUAGUUUCAUUUCGAUAUCAAUUGCAAUCCCUAGGGAUUUCAAGGGUUUCCGGUUCGUUCUCAACAUGAUGGAGCGUUCAAUAUUAGAACACCUUACUAUAAAUCUUAGGCCUACAGUAAUUUAAUUUAUAUAUUGAUUAUUUCAGAAUUUCACAAAAUGACUAUAUGAUUAUACUAUAUCACAUCUGUAAUAUUGACCACACUGUCAUGUGAAACUUUUUCCAAUUAGAGAACAUUGACGGGUUCUGUGCUAACUACACCGACUUUUAGUUAUGAUUGUCCCACAAGGAACUUCAAAUAGCGAUCUCUCACGUUGGAGUCGCACUUUCGAUUCUUUUUUUUUCAUAUGGAUAUUUUAUAUGAAGAAACAGUGUGCCAUUUUGUGCUUUCAUUUCAUGAAGAACUAUUAUCUAGUCUGUAUUUAUUCAGUUACAGACCGAAAAUUGAUAGUUGGUUUUAUCUUCUGAGUUAUUAACGAAACGGACCAAUCAUUCGAAAACAACGACCUCUCUGUAUGAAUCGAAAACAAAUCUCAAAACUAUUUUUGUUCGCCUUGUUCGAAAUUACAUGUGGGUCUUGGCGAUAAGAAAAUGCUGAUAAACUUGCCUAGUCAAUGUGAUCCUUCAUAAACGCAAUCUAAGGAAUAUUUAAACAUACUUACAUUUAUAUAAAUUAUCGUACAUCGAUCUUGAAUUUUUUAUGAAUCUUCGACAUUUCGCUAUCACUUUUUAAAUAACAAUCGAGGUGAGCGUAUUUAUUUCAAAUAUGCUCUAACCUCUUGUAUCAAGGUCAAAUACAGAGCGCCUCGUCAAAAAUGUGGUUGCAUUCAGCGUAAAAAAAGAGUAUUUCAUGUUAUUGAAAUUGAAGAGAUACAUAGUAAGUUUGCAUAUGUAUAUUUCGUAAUAAUCGGUGUUGUAAUUUUGUUGACGUUACAUUUUUUGACGGGAUGUCUUCGACUUAUUCCAAAAUACAAAUGUUUAGGGGCAACCCGAUAUAAAUGUUUAAGUAACUGUUUAUCAAAAACUUAUAAAAUUAUGUUAUUUCUCAGCUAGAUUGCGCUUUUUUGUAAGUACGGAAAAAUAGAGUUCCGAAAUAAUACUGACAUGUCUGCAAAUUUAUUUUUAUACUUUUGACGAAUCUGGUGGUAUUCCUUCAGAACUCUACAUAAAAUAGGCUUCAUUUUUUACAAUGAUGAAACUUCAUGUUAUGUCGAUUUAGAAAAUACUGCAUCAAAUGCAAUUUGUAAUCGAAACUCUUAAUUGAAUUUUAUCAUUGUGAAUCGGGUUUUAUACGGGGUGAUCUAGAAAAACAUGGUUGUCUUCCAUUUGUCCGGGAAAAUUCACUGUCCUCGGCAGUUUCCAAAUUAUUUUGAUUCCUAGCCAUUUUUUGGAUCACCCUGUAUGAUGGAGGGAAGUACUCUCACUGAGUGCCAAAUGGCGCAAAGCUAUAUAGCAAUUGUAUACAUGUACAUAUGAAACUGUAAUAUUAUUCUCUAAUGUUAAUAACAAAGAUCAACAAAUUUA